Messenger RNA from Nycticebus coucang (slow loris), 1926 nucleotides. RefSeq lists its product as uncharacterized. Bases 1 to 762 code for a protein of 253 amino acids. The transcript has 3 exons. Lineage: Eukaryota; Metazoa; Chordata; Mammalia; Primates; Lorisidae. The record is from RefSeq and is a predicted model, not a curated record.
AUGGAUCCUCAGGGGGAACUGUGUGCCCAGGCCGGCAGCCGUGUGUGGGGAGGGCCCUGCCUGACCGUGCAGAGGCAGUGGGCCUUGAGCUUCGCCCAACAACUAACUCCUCCUCUAGCCCAAAGGAGGUGUCCCCUGGUCACAGAUGAGAUUCCCUGUGAACUGACCUUCCACCUGGCCCCCAGGCCUGGCAGCAGCAGGAGCCACCUACUUCUCCUUAAACCCCCUUGGUGCAAUGCAACUGGACACACGUGGGGAGCCCGGCAGGUCCCUGGAGAUGAGGAGGACAACAGACAGCCUCUUCAGCUUCAGCUUAUCCUACGCAUUGUGUCUGCAGAAUAUCGCAGGUUUGAUGAGCUGGAGGUAACUCUAUUGAAAUAUCGAAAGGGAAAGGUCUGUGAGUUUCGUGCCUCACAGAGGGCCCUGUGCCUCGCUUCGGGCAGGACCCUGGACUUCAGGAAGUGGAUGGACUGGAACUUCCGGCUGCAGCUCUUAAACUUGGAUGUUGGUUCCUCUGUAAAAUGGGACCUGGAAGCCUUCCUUGUGGAGCCACAUGGGCCGUGGGCCAGUGUCCCGCAUGCACAUGUGUCUGUCAUUCCUUAUCCACUUACGUGUCUUCCUGCAGACAGCACAGAGGAGACACAGUCUCCAUUUACUGGGCAACAGGUGAGAGCGUCUGAGAAAUAUUACUGGAUAAUAACUCACAAAGAUGGUCUCAAGGAGCUGGACUGUUUGAGGGUGACAUCAAACUUCACAUCUUAGGAUAUGUGCACAAUUUGCCAAACAUCCUACAGAAAAUAUCCUGUGUAACAGCUACACUGCUGUCUCAGCAGACCAGGCAAACCAUAGCAUGUUCUGGGCCCUUGCAACAAAGUGAGGUCCUUGGAGUAGCAGCCUGGUGUCACCUGCAGCAGCUUUGCAUGGCAGACUCCCAGGCCUUCCGUGGCUCCGGGGCAGACAUCACCCUGGCUACUGGUCCCAUGUGGCUACUGAGUCCUUGCCGCGUGGUUAGUGCCACACAAUGAAACCAUACUAUUGGGGUAUGUUAGGUUACAUAAAGGAUCUCAUUAACAUUAAUUUCACCUGUUUUUUCCAACUUUACAAAGAGCAUGGCCACCAAGAAAUCAUACAUUACACAUGUUACUUCUGUUUGUUUCCACUGGACAGUGCCGCCGUCAGAUGAUCAUUUCAGAACCCCCAGCUUAGCAAGACCCCUGAGUAAUCUUGAUGCUAGGUAAAGCCACUGUAGGGCCAGGUGGCAAACUACAGCCUGUGGGCCCCACCCGGCCCCACAUGUUUCUGUGAACUGAGUUUCAUAGGAGCACAUCGUGCCGUUUUGCUCACACAGCGUGUGUGGCUCCUCUGUGCUUCGGGUGGAGCUGAAUGGUUACACCGGAGCGCUGUUGGCAGCAAAGCCCCGCGAGCCACCUGCCCCUGUACGGACUAGGUUUCCACAUGCCCUCCUCUCGGUGGCGCUGUGUCCUGCCACCUGGUCUCUGCCCCCACGUGCCCGUUUAUGUCCCUGGCACGGGUGCCCAUGGUGCAAAGUGCCAUUGGAGGGCCACCUCUUUCCUGGAAGUCACAGAGAAGGCCAAGGAUCCUUUGGCCACGUGAUGGAAGAGAUUAAAAGAUGAUUUAAGAUCAAAAUUCCCCGGCCACACUGGAAAGGCCCUUUGAGGUCACCUGGUGCUCUCUUGCUUGGUGAUAGGUAAAACAAGGCCCCAGGAGGAAGUGGGGGAUUGUGGUGGCAGCAGCCGAAGGAGCAGGUGGGAACCUGGCCUCUGGGUGUCACCUCUGGUUGUUUUUGUUUUCUCAGAUCAUGGUGUGGGUCGGACAGACCCUGUAGGGCACAGCGGAUGGGAGGACACAGAAGUGUGGUGUGCAGACAAGGCAGAGCUUUGUCCCUUAUGCUGACACCAUGUCUUU